CUAAACCUCGCCGCCGUAUAUUGUGGGGUCCUUAAGCGUCAGACUGCUGCUUUCUCUGGACAGCAUCUUCGGCAAUGGCGGAUUACGAUAACUACGAUGACCGGGAUCGGGCUUACGGGAGCUUCGGCGGAGGAAGAGGACCCCGAGGAGGUGGCUCUUCAGGCGGACCCCGAAAGCAAAAGGAACUCCCCACAGAGCCGCCUUACACAGCGUACGUUGGCAACCUGCCCUUCAACACAGUGCAAGGAGACAUAGAUGCCAUUUUUAAAGACCUCAGUGUCAGGAGCGUUCGACUAGUCAGAGACAAAGAGACAGACAAGUUCAAAGGUUUCUGUUAUGUAGAGUUUGACGACCUGGAAUCUCUUAAAGAGGCUUUGACGUAUGAUGGUGCUCUACUAGGAGAUCGAUCUUUGAGGGUGGACAUUGCAGAGGGCCGAAGGCAAGAACGUGGCGCCGGAGGCUUUGGCUUCCGAAAAGACGAUAGAGGAGGUACUGAAUUCUCUGGCCGCGGUGGCUCACGCGGGGCCAGAGGAGGGGGACGCGACCCCAGAGACGACUACGACCAUUCUGGAGGAGGUGCGCCGUCUGAAAUGGGAUUUAGAGAUGACGAUUUCAUGGGUGGGAGGAGUCGAGGAGGUGGUCGCCCUGGAGACAGAAGGGGCGGGGCCGGUGGUGGUGGAGGCGGAGGCAUGGGACGCUUCAGAGAUGGACCUCCUCCUCGUGGAGGCCAGACAGACUUCAGAGAACCCUCUGACGAGGAAAGAGCACAAAGACCAAGGCUACAGCUGAAGCCACGUACAGUUGCAGGUCCUCUCAACCAAGUGGCCAACCCCAACUCGGCCAUUUUUGGGGGUGCCAAACCCAGGGAGGAGAGUUAAUGUGUCAGUGUGGCUGCAUUAUUCAGGAAGGCUAUACUGGACCGGCUUUGAUCACCAAAAAUCUUUCAAAGACUUCUCCCAGUGAAACGCAGGCAGGGGCACGAGGUGCUGGUCUCCUCUUGAAUCCUAAAUAAGCCCUCAUCCGAUUGGCUAAAAAGCACAGAGGUAGGGCCUCUAGAAAAAGUGGGUGGAGCGUAGUCUAACUCGGCCCCUGUCUGCUGUCCCAAACUCCGCCCUCGCACCUCAAAGAACCAAAACUUGGAGGACAUCAUCUCCAGGUCGAUUGCAUUCUGUUUAAGGACUUCACGAUCUCUCCCUUUCUAAAGUAUCUUUGUGUUAAAGCCAGACAUUUCGAAUUUGUAGACGCGCAGGAGUAAAACCUGCGGUGUCGUUUUAUAUUUUUCUCUUUAAAUUUCUUUACUGUGUUUGAAAAUUAAAACAUUUGAGCUUGUCUUAAUUAAACGAUUUCAAAGCGAAUUUGUUUUAAUUCUUGCAGUAUCUUUAGGAAAGAUUUUGGACUUCAUCUGGCUUAUCCAGAGCUUUCAGGAACAAUAUGCCACAUAUUUCAUUCAUGUAAAAGAGCAACGUGUAUGCAUGAUAGAUUUGGUUGGUGACACAUGGGUCUCCACAGCUCACCGGCGAUGUAUUUCAAGACGAAAAAACAACGAUCCAUUUUUGAACACCAAUUGUACUGCCUUUCCACAUGAAGCUUAUUGAACAAAGUUAACCGCUCUCACAUUUUCAAGCAGGGUGACACUAGGCACAGUAGUUUUGUCUCCUAGUGGAUCAAGUGUAGUUCCUCAUGGAAAAUCCAUGUUGUGGCCCUUUUUUGCUUUUUACUGGAAAAAAUGAGGAAUUGAAGCAUUUUUUUUCUUACUGUACUAUAGAGGUUGGCUGUUUUUAUUGGUUUGUUUUAUUUUUCAUUUUCCUACACUGUUUAUGGCAAUAAAUUGUAUCAUCUUACAGUGUUUGAAAUGAAUGUGUUGACAGGAUAAUGGAAUUGGAUUUAUUCUGUGUCCUGUGAAGCUAUGUGAUGUUUGCCAGUCGUUUGAAAAAACAAAGUUAUUUUACCAAAACUUA
Paramisgurnus dabryanus is the source of this 1958-nucleotide messenger RNA. Lineage: Eukaryota; Metazoa; Chordata; Actinopteri; Cypriniformes; Cobitidae. The record is from RefSeq and is a predicted model, not a curated record.